UGGGCGUAAGAUCAAGGUGAAUACACGUAUAUUUAAACUGUGAUAACACUACUCAAUGUCAAAAAAAAACCCGUUGUGUUAUCACUCAUCAUCAAUAAGCAAAUAUUUAUUAUUAUUUACGUAAAAUAAUAUUAUCUACAAUUGUAACUAAAUCAUGUAGUGUAUGGGGCUACGUAGGUGGUAGGUAGGAACUGUGUAGUAAAACCAGUGUCUAUAUAGUUAUAGCAGUAAUAAUGUGUUAAAAUAUGUCGCACUGUCUUGUGCUGUAACUUACUCAUUUGACUAUAGCGAAAGGCAUGAGUGUGUGCUGUGGAAUAUUAAGUUUUACAUUUGUCAUUUAGUCGGUAUGUAGAGUGCUUUAAAGAGUGUAUUUGGGUGAAUUGUUACUUAAAUAAGAUCUUAUAUAAUAUAUUAUUGGUCUUACGGUUAUUUUUUGUCGGUUACCUAUUUACUUCCAAGGCUAGACACCUGUGGAUAUUGUUCACACCAUGUUAGUUUUAGCCAUAACAACAUUGUGCAGUUUGAUUGGCCAUAUACAAAGUGAAAACCAGUGUAAUGGUUUGUACAGUAAUUAUUUUGAUCAUUUGUCGUCAAAAACCCCAUACAGAUUUGUGGCCAACCAUAAUACAGAACCGUACAACUUUGAAGGUUGUACAGCAUGGAAAAUUUGGCUAGUUCAAAGGCACGGUACAAGGACACCUGGUAAAGAAUUAGAUCAAUUUGUCAAAAACAGAUUACCUGAAAUUCAUAAAGACAUUGUAAACAAUUUGAUUGAGUGCAAACUAUGCAAUGAAGAUGAAAUAAAAUCAUGGACUUCCCAUAAAGAAAUAGAUGAUCAAAAGCGAUUAACCAAAGAGGGAGAGGAUGAACUUUUUGCAAUUGCCGAGCGUAUGCAACUUAGAUUCCCCAAUUUAUUGAAUCAACCAUAUGAAAAUACAAACUUUUUAUUUAGAUUUACUGAUACUCAAAGAACUAAAGUAAGUGCUGAACAAUUUGCAACGGGAUUGUUUGGGCGCAAUGAUGUUAAAAAAGUAUUAUUUGAAAAACCAUUAGCUAAAGAUCCAUUAUUAAGAUUUUAUAAAGUUUGCCAAAAAUGGAGAAAGAACGUUAAAAAAUCCUCUACAGCAACAGUUGAAUACCAGCAGUUUAUAGAAAGUCAAUUAACUAACAACACUUUAAAAAGUAUAUCUUCAAGACUUGGACUUGAUUACACAUUAACAUUUAAUGAUGCCAAGAAUAUGUAUACAUACUGUGCUUUUGAAACAGCUUGGGAGAAAAAUAAAGUUUCACCAUGGUGCUCAAUUUUUAAUAAAUCUGAUUUAAUGGUUUUUGAAUAUAGUGAAGAUUUGAAGCACUAUUUGAUAGAUGGUUAUGCUUAUGAGUUAUCAUACAAACAAGCAUGUGUCUUAUUAAAAGAUGCAAUUGAAUAUUUCGAUGAUCAACAUUUAACUAGCAAAAAUGGUAUUUUCUAUUUUACCCAUUCAGGAACAAUUUUAAAAAUGCUUGGAUUGUUAGGUCUUUAUAAAGAUGACCAUAAAUUAAAACAUGACAACUAUAUUGAAAUGGAGAAUCGGCAGUGGAGAACUUCAAAAAUUGAUCCUUUUGGUUCAAAUAUUGCAUUUGUUUUAUACAAGUGUAAUAAUAAUGAAACUAAGAUAUUAACAUUACAUCAAGAAAGAGUUGUUCAUCUUAUUGGUUGCGAGGAUGGCCUUUGUUCUUAUGACAAAUUUAAACAGCUAUUUUCAACCGAAAUUCAAAACUGUAAUUUUGAUGAAAUGUGUAAUAUUGACUAAAUUGUUUAAUAUUUAAGCUUACAGAAACUUAUUUUAUUUAUUUUAUGUAAAUGGCAAUUAUUAUUUUUUAGUUAUAAGUCAUUUUAAAUUAAU
Rhopalosiphum maidis (corn leaf aphid) is the source of this 1886-nucleotide messenger RNA. RefSeq names its product multiple inositol polyphosphate phosphatase 1-like. The transcript has 9 exons. The record is from RefSeq and is a predicted model, not a curated record. Gene Ontology annotation, molecular function: acid phosphatase activity; inositol phosphate phosphatase activity. Lineage: Eukaryota; Metazoa; Arthropoda; Insecta; Hemiptera; Aphididae. The coding region runs from base 489 to 1793 and encodes 434 amino acids.